This is a messenger RNA of Suillus plorans, 2835 nucleotides long. RefSeq lists its product as uncharacterized. The record is from RefSeq and is a predicted model, not a curated record. The transcript is spliced from 8 exons. Lineage: Eukaryota; Fungi; Basidiomycota; Agaricomycetes; Boletales; Suillaceae. The coding region runs from base 1 to 2835 and encodes 944 amino acids.
AUGUCCAAGCGUGCCGCAUCUAAUGACAAUGCACCCACUCCAAAGGGCAUCAAAAUUAAUGACGGGAAUCUGACAGCACCACUGGCGGAUAAGCAUGCAUGGGCAAUUUUGGAGCAGUUCCUUAUGACGGACAUGAUGUAUGCUCAGAUGGAAGAAGCCCUUUCAUUGUACCUCAGCAAUCGAUAUUCUGAGGACGAUUGGAAGGAAUCCCGAGAUGCACUAUUUUCCGGUGACGGCGAUGACAACCUCGCUUUGAGAAAUCUUUGUGCUGUGAAGGCAAAGCACAUACCCUCGGUGUCUGCUUCCAGUGAUUCUUCCGUGGCCGACGGACCGUCCAGUGCGCGCGUCCAAAGUUUGCAUAGACCAGCCAAAUUAAAAAAUCCCUACCUCGAUCUGGCCGCAGAGGAGGGGGAGGAUGAUGACGAGGAGGAGGAUGACCACGACCAUAACGGCCCCUCUGGGCCGUGGAAGGUUACAUCCUUGCCAGGAUUAUCAUUGGCCGCUAGGUUUGCCACGGCCAUCAAUAACAUCAUGCAUAGAUUCGAGACGACACAGCGUAGCUCAUCACAAGAUCACCAGAAUAUUCCCUCCUCGAUAUCUGACUUGAUCCCUUCGAGAAGUUCAACUGAGCUGCAGGGCGGGAGGAUGUAUCUUCUUCAUGUCCACCGAAGUGUUACAGAUUAUAUUGCUACACACCUUCGGAAGAAACAUUUCAUCGUUAAGGUGUCAGCUUGGAUACCUGGUCAGCUUUACAUGGUUGCAGACAGCCCUAAAACAAUCGCAGACUCGCUUCCUUCCUCACUCUACCUCGCCGUCAAGCAAUAUGUUCGUAUAUCGGAUGAGGAAUGUGAAGAGGUCGAGCGUUCUUACUGCAAGCUUCCCAGCCCGGCGUGGGUGAGGAUCAAGCAUGGCAAGUAUAAGGGCGACAUAGCCCAAGUCUUCGAUUCCAAUCUACCGAAUGAUUUCAUUGCGGUCUUGGUUCCGCCACGGGAUUUCCCAUACUCCAUGCCUCCAAGAUCUCGAUCCCUACUUGACCUAUCCCGUCUUCCGAACGGGAACACAGUUUCCAACAUCACUCAUGGCGAGAAAAAUGUAGGAUGCGAAUACAAAGGAGAAAGGUAUUAUAUGGGCCUCCUACUUCACAGCUUCCACCGCGAUCACCUAGAACAUGUUGUAUGUCCCCAUGCUGACGACAUUCAGCUCCAUUUACAAUCCGGGUGGGAACAAUCAUUCCUCAAGAGAACUGUGGUUGCGUUUUCGAUGCAGUUCUUGCAUGUAGGCGACUGCGCCAAAAUUGUUCAAGGAGAUCUUAGUUCAGAAAUCGGGAAGGUCACCUCAACCAACCAUCCUGCUGGUUCUGCCACCUUGGAAUUGAGCUUGAGUGGACAGCGAAAGGAAGUAGAGCUUCGACUGCAGGACAUAGAGCGCGUGUUUCGGAUUGGUGACAUGGUUCGAGUUGUAGCAGACCCAUACUUGGGUGUGGAAGGCCACAUUAUUCAGAUGGUAAAUGAUGUAUUUUGUCUUUGUCAAGACGUCUUGAAGGAAGAGGCGAGUGUCUCUUUCCACUUCAGCAUUUUGCAAAAUCAUCUAACACAACCUGUAGCACAACUACCAACGCAGCAACUUUUUAAGCCUCCUCCCGAUGUUGAAUCCAUCCAAAUGGGGGAUUACAUAGAAGUGCUUAUUGGGGAGCACAUAGGGAAGUGUGGCAUUGUGCGUUGGCUGCCCAAAGGAGCAGACAGUCUGUGGUUCCAGGAUGGAACAUUGAACAUUCCAGUUCCCAUUUCAUUCAUUCGGCGGACCCACCUCCCCCACCUCCAGACAUUGCAGUACACAAAAGACAGGGGUUACGAUGUGAAACCUGGAGAUGUUGUUGACGUUCCCAUCUCAUUUGUGGCAAAAGUACGCAACACCAACUUUGAUUCUUUCAAAAAGGAAAUCGGUCAAGAGGUAUUUAUCAUUGGAGGCGACCAUAAGGGCUACCGAGCCACACUGUACAGUGUCACCUCUGAGACUUGCACCGUUGCCGUGCAUGGGCAGCAGCGCAUCAAGAUCGAACUCAAGGACGUUGCAACCAGGUACAGAAUGAGGUUAAAUGGAUCGAUACUCGAAGGAACAGACAUGUUGUCUUUCUGCGAAAUGCGGAGAAGAUCGUAUUUGGCCGCACAACCUCGAAGUGUCACACCCCCACCCGAAAAGGUUCCUUCAUCGGUUGCCAUCACAGGCACCAGCACGUCAACAUCCAUGUGGACUGCCUGGACCUCCAGCCCCGAUGAUCAGACCGGUAAUCCUUUGCCCGGUGUCAAUCCCAACUCUUUGACUACCGAAUCCAACCCCUGGACUGUCAACGCCGACGAUACACUAGAUAGCAUUGAUGCUCGAACAGAGAAACUCAAAGAGGGCCCGCUAGCUUGGCUGAUGAAGAAGGAAUUUUCUUCCAAGCUCAACACACAUCACAUGAUGUUAAAAGUCUUACCCUCCUUCAUGGGAGGCAGGCUACACAACCGGUUUGUAUCGACAGCCUGUCCUGAUCCCUUCCUCGGUCUGAAUGGACCUGCUCCCGAUGGUUGUGUUGCAGUGUUUUGCUCAUCGAACAGUGCAGGCGCCGUGAUUCAGCACUAUCAUAUACCCGUCACAGAUCUGAGCCCAGCCCCUCCCCACAAAAAAAACCAACAGUGCCUUGUUCUGGACGGGAGUCAUCGCGGUUCCAUUUGUAAUGUAGCUAAGUGUAACCUUAAGAAGAACACUGUGGAUAUUGUAAUCGCUCCUUCGACUUCUAUUAAUCUGCGUUUCAAUCAAAUCUGUCUUGUAGAACAGGUAUGCACGACUACGUGA